This is a messenger RNA of Manihot esculenta (cassava), 1166 nucleotides long. RefSeq lists its product as uncharacterized. The record is from RefSeq and is a predicted model, not a curated record. Gene Ontology annotation, cellular component: SCF ubiquitin ligase complex. Lineage: Eukaryota; Viridiplantae; Streptophyta; Magnoliopsida; Malpighiales; Euphorbiaceae. Gene Ontology annotation, biological process: SCF-dependent proteasomal ubiquitin-dependent protein catabolic process; protein polyubiquitination. The transcript has 4 exons. Gene Ontology annotation, molecular function: protein binding. The coding region runs from base 134 to 883 and encodes 249 amino acids.
UGGUUAUCGAAACAAGAUUGCUUCUGUCAUAAGACGAUAAAAUAUUUUCUCUUAAAAUAAAAUAAAAAUCAUUCUAUUGCCGAUCAUAUAUAAACUCCAGAACUUGAUUAUUGAAAGCCACGAAGAGUAAGAAAUGAAACAAGCAUCGAGUAAUAUACAGGGCUUCCUCCCCCUUGAUAUUGCCCUGAAAAUCGCUUCAACUCUUGAGGUAUUGGAUGUGUGCGCAUUGGGUAGUUGCUCCCGAUUUUGGAGGGAGCUAUGCGGGUCGGAUUGCGUGUGGGAGUUUCUUACCAGAGAGAGAUGGCCUUUACUCACUUUUCCCAACAAUUCUUCUUCUUCGGAUCCUGUCAUCAAGGGAUGGCGGGAGAUUUACAUAAAGAUGCAUAGAGAGAUGGCGGGUAAAGCUACCACUGUGGUUGAGUUCGUGGAGAAUUGUUCUUCGUCUGAGUUGCUCGAGGUUGGGGAUUAUUAUAAAGCAAUUGAAGACUUAUGCUCUAUGCAGCUUUCAUUUAGAGAUGUUCAAAUGUUUCUUUUCAAACCAAAGCUGAAUGUGCUACUUAACUUGGUUGGCUUGCACUACUGCAUUUUCUGCCUUCAAGUACCGGCUGGGCAUGUCAUGGAUGCGCUCCUGAGUUGCAAAAUUUCAGAGCGACAAGUGUGUGUAAAAUGGUGGAAGCUUGGUAGAUGGAUUUAUGGCUUCCGCAUGAGAGAUGAAUCUCAUUCUCGUAUGGUAACUUUGGCAGAUCUUCUAACAAACAAAGGGGGGUUGGUUUUGGGUGUCCUUCGCCGUGGUGCCAUUCAUGAGGUUUUACGUGUUGAGAUCUGCAUUCCAAAUGUGGCGUCUACUCCAUGGUCUUGGCGGAGUUCACAGCAACAAAAUUAGGGAUACUGCAAUGAUGAACUUAUGUAUAUAUCCUAGCCAUCAUGCAUUUAGAUUCUGUUGCUAAUUCCGCAUGAAAUCUCUGAACUUAUAAAAUAAUGUAAAGAAAUGGCUGCGCAAUGCAGCCAGGAUUAUACCAUGUUCAUAAGUUACUAGUGUCCUGAGUGAUUGGUGAUAUUUAUGUGAGUUAACAUGUUUGUUUUCUUCUGGCAUGUCCUCUAAGAACUGAAGCUGAAUCCUUGUGAUAUAACUGGUCAGUGAUUGUAUACAUUUAUGUAUUUUGACA